Messenger RNA from Brienomyrus brachyistius, 2285 nucleotides. RefSeq names its product 3-hydroxyisobutyrate dehydrogenase a (gene hibadha). Gene Ontology annotation, biological process: L-valine catabolic process. The record is from RefSeq and is a predicted model, not a curated record. The transcript is spliced from 8 exons. Bases 54 to 1043 code for a protein of 329 amino acids. Lineage: Eukaryota; Metazoa; Chordata; Actinopteri; Osteoglossiformes; Mormyridae. Gene Ontology annotation, cellular component: mitochondrion. Gene Ontology annotation, molecular function: NADP binding; 3-hydroxyisobutyrate dehydrogenase activity; NAD binding.
AUUUCCUGGCUUGGAGGCUGUCACGGUAACGCUAAGGUCAAGGGGAGAGAAGCAUGGCUGCGUUAUUUAGAAUGUCGCGGAACUUGCUGCAAAUGUGCAAUAAGCAUGCCGACAUAGCGAUGGCCUCCUCCAGGGCCUUGGCCUCCAAGACGCCAGUGGGCUUCAUCGGGCUGGGAAACAUGGGCAGCCCCAUGGCCAAGAACCUGCUGAAGCACGGCUACCCGAUCGUUGCCACAGAUGCCUUCCCUGAAUCUGGGAAGGAGCUGCAGGACCUGGGAGCACAGAUCGUGGACUCCCCUGCGGAGGUGGCCGACAAGACAGAUCGGAUCAUCACCAUGCUGCCCUCCAGCCCUAACGUGGUGGACGCGUACACGGGGGCCAAUGGCGUUCUUAAGAAGGUGAAGAAGGGCGCCCUCCUUAUCGACUCCAGCACCAUCGACCCAUCCGUUUCCAAGGAGAUGGCAGUUGCCGCAGAGAAGAUGGGAGCAGUGUUUAUGGACGCACCCGUGUCGGGGGGUGUGGGAGCGGCAAGCUUGGCCAAACUGACCUUCAUGGUGGGGGGACCAGAGGAGGAGUUUACCGCCGUCAAGGAGCUUCUGGGCUGCAUGGGGGCUAACGUGCUGUACUGCGGCCCAGUCGGCACUGGCCAGGCAGUCAAAAUUUGUAACAACAUGCUUCUGGCGAUAGGAAUGAUCGGAACUGCAGAGACCAUGAACCUGGGAAUCCGGCUAGGGCUUGACCCCAAGCUGCUGGCCCAGAUCCUCAACAUGAGCUCUGGACGCUGCUGGUCCAGUGAUGCUUACAACCCAGUCCCUGGCGUGAUGGAGGGCGUCCCCUCAGCGAACAACUACCAAGGGGGCUACAGCACCACGUUGAUGACGAAGGACCUGGGCUUGGCCCAAGACUCUGCGACGGACACCAAGACCGCCAUCCCGCUGGGCUCACUGGCUCAUGAGAUGUACCGAGUGAUGUGCACCCGCGGCUACGCCAGCAAGGACUUCUCCUCCGUCUUCCAGUUCCUGCGCGAAAAGGAGGGCCAAUAGUGUGAUGUGGCACCGCACUUUGCCUGUCCCGACCCCCCCGGUCCUCCACACACGGAAGAAGAUUAGGGGCUGUGCACCUGGGGGGACUUUGACAGACAACAAGACAGUAUUAAGAAUGGAGGGACGUAGAUAUAUAUUUUUUUGAGGCGUCACUUAUCCAUGAGUUCUUGCCCUCAAGAUGCGCGUGGCCUAGGUCCUGGUGAAAUGAGGUUCUUCGGUCUCGGUGUUGGGUAUUAUCUUGGCUAGUUGACCGUUAGUGAUGUGGUGACUGAGGCGACGACUCUAGUACCCACCAUGGACCUGAAGAUGGAGGUUCCUUUGGGUUGAUGUGGCUGUAGUGUGAGCCGCAGCCACCAGUGGUAUUGGCCCAUCUGUCCUCUUGUUUAAUCUCUACUUGCCAGUUUUUAUUUUAUCUUUGUUGCACUGUUGUAGUGUUUUUUUCCAUCCCCCAUCAUGUUCCUGUCCAGGUACACAGACCCCUUGUGUCUCGUUCUGGGGCUUGUUGCCAGUUUGUUAUGUGUGUUAACCUUGUGAUCUUCAUAAUCAGUCUUUUGUACCUACCUACCAACUCAUCUCUUAUUUAUCUGUUUCUUUCGAGUUCCCAUGGUCCCUUGGAAUCUCCUUCUCCUGCUUCCAUCCCAAAACUGUUUCAAGUCCCGGGAAUGAUCCUGAGGGCGAUUCCCUCAGCCAUUACAGACACAAGUUCAGCAAACGCCUGACUUUCUGAAUGGGGGCAAAGCCAUGACCUCUCAGAUUGCUUGGGAUUAAAACAUUUCCUUGUUUACACACAAUUAAUGUGGAUUCUGAAGACGCUUUUCACGUUUCCCCUCAUUUUCUUCUUCGUUAAGUGCAUCUUUCUGUUUACAUUCUUAAAUUUUAACUCUUUCUGGCUGUUACACAUCUUGAUUAUUACAAAUGGAUUUCAGCGUCAGUCUCUGAACCCUAGCUUUGUCUCUCUCGCUCUUUCUCUCUCUCAGAGACCAAUAAUACUGUGAAGUUUAUUAUUUUUUCACUGCCCUAGUAAAACACCUUGAGAGGGGCUUGGCUUUAACCCACUGCCUGUACCAGGGAUUCUGAUUGGUGGAAUUAGGAAGGGGAACCGGAACAUUACUGCUUAUCUUCCUCACAUUGCUCGUCGUCAUGUGGUCCCAUGGCCAUGCUGCUCUCUGUAAGGGAUUCUACAACAGGCUGUUUUUUCCAAUAAACACCGAUCCUCGGCCCGCUCCGGCAUUUUCCAUCUCC